This is a messenger RNA of Gilbertella persicaria, 1469 nucleotides long. RefSeq lists its product as uncharacterized. The transcript has 3 exons. The coding region runs from base 70 to 1281 and encodes 403 amino acids. Lineage: Eukaryota; Fungi; Mucoromycota; Mucoromycetes; Mucorales; Choanephoraceae. The record is from RefSeq and is a predicted model, not a curated record.
CCUUUCCCUUUAUUAUUAUUAUUUUUCUACUAUUGUUUUCAUUUCAUUACUUUAACUUUAUUAUUCACAAUGUAUACUGGAGCAAAAGAACUACGAUUGUAUGUGAAGUCUGCCGAUAACCCUACACUUAACGAGUUUAUUGAGAAACACUUUGAUAUAAUUGAAAGCGAAGACUGUACACUAAGACAGCUGAUGGUAAAAUGGCGAGAUCGUUUUACCUCUAUGUUAAAGAGACAUCGACCAAAUAUUAACGUGGGAACUCAUAUUGUUUGUGAUAUCAACAUUUGGAAAAGACUCAAGACAUAUAGCACUAACGACUUGAGAUCUGUUCUCUUUCAAUGGAUGUAUAUCUUGGAAGAAAAGAAGAGUGAAGAUCUGCCCGCCUUCCUUGAGGAAAAGAAAGAAACAAUCGAAGCUCUUGAGUCCUAUGAUGGUGAUGAAGUCCCCACAUUGCUUGACAAGUUGAGUCUUAGCCUUCUUAAGAAGUACAAUGACUUGAGUUGUAUUGAACAGAAUAUCUUGAAGCUUUCUCUUUCAAGAAUCAUAGAUUUAGUUGAUGAAGAUUUUGCUGAAUAUUUCAAGCAGCAUAUUCCUGUACAUCAUUUUGGCAUGUGGUCAAACCUGAAAAAAGAAAACGAGCUUACUGAAGAAGAACAAGCCAAGCUCAAAGAAAUUGCUCAAGAUUUUGCUCAACGUGCUCAAAGUGACUUGAAAGCAGCAAGAAAGUAUAUACUUUUGAAAAGAGUUGAUUAUGAAGAAGAACAAGAAUGCUCCUUGGAGGCAAUGGCCUAUAAAAUUAUCGAUAAUAUUAACACUUUGAUGAAAGACAACAACAACAAUCAUGUCCAAAAAGCCGAUCAUGUUGCUUUUGUAAAACAAUUGUUUCAAAUCGUAUUUCGUGGCACAAACCUGAAGAUAGCAAUUGGAGAAACUGUAGCAGCAGCAACAAAACCAUCCAUAACAUACAAUGAGAGCAGCUUCUCAAAUUCCAAGGACAGUGUUUUUAUCUCUAAAUCGACUUCAUCCCUUCUUGCUCAUACUUCUUCUUCUUCUUCAAGAAGAAAAGACUACACUGGACGAAAAAUUGAUCUCAAGAUUAUUGGUGACGAUGACCAGGAGCUCUCUUUCUGGGAGUUUAAGACAAGAAACGCAAGCCAGAAGUCUCUGCAACAUCAAGAAUCAAAGACGUUGAGAUUAACGCAAUGUCUUCAAAAAUCAGUGAAGUCUGCCUUCGAUUUGAAAAAAGACAUUAUGUCUAUUACUUGGUCUGGUAAUACAUGAUGAAGACUGUACUUUGUUGUUGUUACUAACAUAUUUGCAUUAUAGGCUGGUCGGGCACAGUUUGCCAAUUGUAUGAAAAAGAAGGCUUUUAUGUGGCAAAAAAGGUAGCUACUUUGGUCAUACCAUAUGAUCAAAGACUAAUUCAAACAAAAUUGGAGAGAUUUCUUCUCUCCAUCUUCGAAAUCAAA